AGGGUUUGCUGGAUCGGCUGCAUUUGGAGAACUUGGAGUUUAAUGCUGCGCGUCUCACGGACGAGCUCCGCAGGCACCAGAUCCCCGUGGUGGUUACUGGGGGCGGAGUGGCUGUGGCCGACACCAGGCUUUACUUGACCCACGCCCGGCUGGACAUAAUAGCGGAGAAUUGCGAACUGCGGCUGGCCCCCAAGGGUUUUGCAGACGCCUCCGAAGGGAAUCUCGCCGAAGUCGCAGAACGGCAGCUGCAAGAGGUGAACACGCACAUUCGGCAGUUUUACUCGCUGCAGAAGCAGCAGGAGCUGCAGCUGCGGCUGCAGCGGCUCGACCGGCUGCUGAACGAACACUUGAAAGAAGCAGCAGCAAGAAAGGAGUUCGAGGCGGAGGCGAGGGAGGUGCUGCAGCAGCAGCAGGCC
Messenger RNA from Eimeria tenella, 416 nucleotides. RefSeq lists its product as uncharacterized. The transcript has 4 exons. Lineage: Eukaryota; Apicomplexa; Conoidasida; Eucoccidiorida; Eimeriidae. The annotation marks the transcript as partial. The record is from RefSeq and is a predicted model, not a curated record.